CACUCUUCUCGUGUUGUCUCAUGUGCUGCAGUUCUUCAUGUGACCGGAGGGCGGCGCUGUUUCCACACUUGGUGAACUACCUCUAUUUGGUCAAGGACUAUGUUGUUCAAAUCUUUCAAAGUGUUCAUUUUGCGUGUUUACGGGGCUUUUUCUGCAGGUCUGCUCGGUGUUUUUCGGGGGGACUCUGUGACCGACUCUCCCCGAGGACUGUGCGCCCAGCCCGGGUUGAGUGUCUCGGGCAGCUGCUUAGCGGUUUUCUGAUCUCUGCCUGGAGGUUUUUUUUUACAAGUUAGCUCAACAGCUAAUCCCAAAAGUCACGUCACCUGUGCGGACACAAAGUUUCCCGGUAGCUCCGGGACAGCCGGUGAGUUUUAACUACAUGUCUUUAUGAAACUUUGUCGAGUGCUUUUCGCGGGGUUUUGUCUCACUUUUCCGCAGCGAUAAAAUUAGCGUUGGAGACGGCAGCAAGUGAAGCGUAGCUGCGGGUUAUAAAUGUCGGUCUGACCCGCAGUCUUACACGGUUAAGGUGUUUUUAAGGAGGGACAUGUGGUAGAGAGGAGACAGCUUCGGUGUUCAGCCCGCUGACUCGGCGGCUCUGGGUUUACUGCUCGUGAGGCCUGCGGGUCGGGCUUCCACCGGGCUUGAGUAGAGCCCGACGCCGGCUUCGAGAGGUGAGAGGCCGGCAGUUGGCUCCGCCACCGCCGGGCCUGCGGACUAAGGUAUGGAACGGAUGGAAGUGGACCAGUGCGCAGGCGCAGCUGGCGGGGCAGGAGGCGGGGCACUCCGCAGAUCGAACAGCGCCCCCAUGAUCACCAGUGUCAGUGACGGGAUGACAGUCUUCAGUCCAGUGUCCUCGGCUCGGUACAGACGCAGCAGCGUGUCCAUCAACCCCAGCUGCCCUUCACAGCUCGUCCCCCUCUCUCCUUUCUCUCUGACCGGAGACAGACUUGACCACAAGAGGCAGGAGGAGAACAUGGAGAUGACGCUCAGAGGAAGUCUGCACAGACGAAGUGCGUCCAGUCUGAUCCCAGCUCCAGUCAGUCAGUGGCACGACCACGCAUCAGUGUGGUUCCCGUCACAGGACAGCGGCGUCACACCGAACUCCUCCCCGAGUCCCACCAGGAGGUUCAGACCAGCAGUCAGUGCCACAGUGAGGUGGCCAGCGCUAACUCCACUCAAGAGGAAAGGAGGGGUGGAGUCUGACGGACCCCCAAAAAAGCUUUUUGUCGCUGGUGUAACGGAUCCCGCCCACCGCAGCAGCUACACUGUCAGUGUCUCUCAGUCAGCAGCAGACUCUCCUCCUGCAGGAGGCGUCAGUCCUCAGUCCAGCCCUCUGUCUCUCUCUCCUCCCCCCUCCUUCACCCCCUUCACCUCCCACCAGCACCCCGGACACUGAAACCCACCUCACCCUCCUCCUCACCUAGUCUUGACCCUGUCACUGUGGGUGCGGACCGACCACCAGCAGCUUCAAGGAACAUCGAGUCCUCAUGGCACCUUAUUUCUGUUCCAAUCAUCUGUAAGUCCCACCUCUUCCUGCGACCACAGGAAAUGAAGAUCGCCUGGUUUUCUGACUUUAUUGUCGUUGAAAAUAUCUGUUUUGGAUCCCUGGAUAUUUUUCUGCAGCGUUGAAGCAUCAUACAGAAAACUUUCUUGAAGUUUCUGAUCGGCUCGCCAUCUGUUUCCAUCGUUUAGUUGGAUAUUUAACCCAAAAUCUCUUUAAUUAAUCCCAGUCCACGUUGGACUGAAGGAUAUACUUGCUUCCUCCCUUCACAGGCCUAAGAGGUUCGUCCUGUGAGCCUUCAGCCUUCAACUCCCCACCCCCCCACCUAAAACGAUUCAUCAUCAGCAUCAUCGUGAGAUCACGAAAACAAACUUUUAGGAAACUGAGGACACACUGGUUGUGUUGUCGGGCAUACGGCUGGAUUCAAACGCCUGUUUCUCAACGUGAUUCUGAUCCGUCACGGAGAGGAAUAAAACGUAAUUGUUAUACAAGGAUAAUAGAACGAAGCACACAAAUGUCUCGUUCCUCGGCUGCAUUUCCGGGAGAACGAACACGUUGAACAGUCCUCGUAGAUUUGAUCUGCGGACAUCGAAGGAAUGAGACACAGUUCAUGUUGCUGCUUCUUGGAUGGCUGCCUCUACAGUGCUGCAGGGAUGACGUAUUUUGUAGGCCGACUCGGAAGUUAGCAUCGCCCUUGUUCCCUCCAAAGAAAGACAAUGGAUUAUUGCAGAAAAUAAGAUCUGUGGCAAACAAAAGUUUAUAACACUUUAUUAGGGCUGCGACUAACAAUUACAGUCAUCUUCAAUUAAUCUGUCGAUUAUUUUCUAGAUUAGUUGUUUGGAAAAUGUUCCCCAAUAUGACGUCCUCAAAUGUAUUAAGAUAUUAUGUUUACUAUCAUGGACGAGUAAAGAAACGAGAAAGGGUUCAAAUUUAAGAAGCUGGAAACGGAGAACUUUGACUUAAAAACGUAGUCAAACCGAUUAAUCGGCUGUCACAAUUGUUGGCGACUACUAAAAUCUUUGCAGCUCUAAUAUUUACACGUUUUGUUCAGCAAGAUAAUCUUCACUGAUGAACAGCACUUUUAUAAAAUGUUGAAUGUUAGGCUAUAAAGAAACUACAGCACGGUCACUUUAACGUCACCACUAAGAUAAAGGCACGUUUUGUUGUAGAACAAAAUGUUAAAAUCUCUUAAUUUUGUCUUAACCACCAACCUUAUUUCAGGGUUCUAACCAAAAACACAUUCAAAAAAACAAUUGACUUUGAGGACGAGGGAACAGGAAGUGCUAAAACGGCGACUCAUUCCUGCAGCACGCUAUUGGACGCAGCUCCAGUCCAAUCUGACCAAUCAGUGGAUGAAGCUUCAGAUCUUCUCUGAUUAAUUAUUCAGAGGUUCUGAAGAAGUUCUAAUAAGGUCUUGAGUUGUAAUCAAGACGUAAUCGCAGGUGACGACAAAAUAUUUUCGUGGCACUUCAGGAACAUUUGGUUCCACCUUCAGACGUCUGCUCUUUGUCCUGGAGUCGUUCAAGUGUGUAAAGCUAUUGGGAAGAUGUAGGAAACAUCGGAUUUAUUUGGACACGGUCUUGAAAUCAAAGUCAUGAGCGUUCGUGGCGGAUGAAUCUGGACUCUCCCAGCACUUAAUCAAAUCAGUGAACCAGGGUCACGCGUUUAUCGGACAUUAUAUCUUUUCUAUCAAAUUUCGUAGCGUUUACAUAAAGCUUCUGCUAAAGGUUGAUCUCAAAACAAAUAACUAAACAUACAAAUCUGAAUAUGGAAUGAAACACUGGGGAUGUCACGAUUCCACAAAUGGACCAGUCGCUACCAACACCAGUGAAAUUCAACAAUUCACAAUACCAAUUUGAUACCACGGUAAAAAACAAACACGAACUCCAGCAUCCUUUAUUACUUCAUCCUGGUUUCUGUCAGGAGGUUCAACAGCUCAUAAUUCAUCUAAUAUCUAUUUUGUAUUGAAAACAUCUUCAAACAUCUGGAUUUAUUCAAUUUUCUCACCAAAAACUUAAUUUUACAAGAUGAAAUUUGAACACAUCAUGAUAACGUUAUAAUUUACCUUCAACCAGAACUCAUUUUGACUGAAUAGAGCCUGAACGCAUCACAAUCUAAAUCAAUGGAACCUGCUAACAGCUAACGUUGAUUAGCUCUCGAGCCCUGACGGUACUACCGGGCAUUACGGUACCUGUGGUACUGUGGAAAAAUGACAUCCCUAGUCCCAACCCAAACACCCUCUGAAGGGGGUUAAGCUUUUUGUAAAGGCCAAAACUGAUCGUAUUUGAGUAUUUUUGAGCCCAAAACAGCUCAACCUGAUUGAAGCGUGAAAUUCAGCCACUGAACAAAAGUUUCAGUCGUUGAAGCCUAAGACUUUUGUGUUUUAAAGAACAGUUGUAAUCGUAGUCGCGGAUGAGUCACCCUGACUGAAGCCUUCUGGUUUUAGCAGAAGAAACUUGAAAGACUUCAAUUGUUUGUCUACAGUUUGUUAAUGUCUGGCCGACAGUUUCACUGUACGACGUUUUUCUCCUGGUGUGAGAAACUGUUUUACCAACUGCUCCCGGUCAGUACAAGUGUGAAGUCUGUUUGUUAAUAGUGUAUCUAUAUGUGAAUAUUGACAGUCGGAGCAGCUGAUAUGUGCUCACUUUUCUUCAGCCUGCAUGGUUUGAUUGUACAUAUUGAAUCUGCAGGAAACUCCUAAAGGUGCAUUUAUACUUUGACCUUUUCAUUUCCCAGGCUUCAGUCUGUUCUUCCUGAAAUCAUCCACAUUGUCAUUCAUGAAGGUCAAU
Cottoperca gobio is the source of this 4290-nucleotide messenger RNA. RefSeq names its product protein FAM122A. Bases 722 to 1396 code for a protein of 224 amino acids. NCBI's taxonomy places the organism in Eukaryota, Metazoa, Chordata, Actinopteri, Perciformes, Bovichtidae. The transcript is spliced from 9 exons. Gene Ontology annotation, molecular function: protein serine/threonine phosphatase inhibitor activity. The record is from RefSeq and is a predicted model, not a curated record.